AUGCGGUGGAAAUCUAGUCCGAUUAGCACUCAACUAGAUUCGCAAUACCCGGGCGUUAUAGAGAAGGAAUUUGAACGAUGCAGAACUUUCAGAGGGCAAUUUGAUGGAAAUCUCGAGCAAAACCUCAAAACUCAUGAGAUCCCAGAAGAGAUUGCCUAG
Messenger RNA from Orbilia oligospora ATCC 24927, 159 nucleotides. RefSeq lists its product as uncharacterized. The record is from RefSeq and is a predicted model, not a curated record. NCBI's taxonomy places the organism in Eukaryota, Fungi, Ascomycota, Orbiliomycetes, Orbiliales, Orbiliaceae. Bases 1 to 159 code for a protein of 52 amino acids. The transcript has 2 exons.